This is a messenger RNA of Paramecium pentaurelia, 792 nucleotides long. The record is from the annotation of a GenBank genome assembly. Lineage: Eukaryota; Ciliophora; Oligohymenophorea; Peniculida; Parameciidae.
AUGAAAAAGCCAAUAGCACAAAAAAUCAAUAUGUUUGCUCAAAAAAUUGGUAGAAAACUAACAAGAGGGUUUGAAACUAUUGAUUAAGUAUUAUCUCAACCAGUUGAUCAUAGAUGUAGAUUUUAUCAAUCUGAUUUGUAAAUAGAUAAAUUUGAAAGUUUUCACAUGAGAACUAGAGAUCCUUUCGAAAAGGGAUCUUAAGUAUAAUUUUGUUAUAUUCGAUUGUCAGAUAGAUAAAUGCUCUUGAAAUAUGGAAUGGUUUUGAAAUAUAAUAAAUAUGAUAGUAAAUUGUUGAGGGUUGAAUAUUUAAAGUUACUUCAAAAGAAGGAAUCUAUUUGGAUAGUUCAUAGAUUUACACUAAAAAAUUCAGUAAAUUGGUAAAUUAUAAUUUAUAUCCUUUCUAUAGGACUUUAUAUAUAAAUUGUAUUGAUACUCUUUAUAAAAUUAAAGAUUUAUAAUUAGAAAAAGCAUUAUCCUUGGCUCUACAAAUUCUAGUGGAAAAGAACUCAAAAUUCAAAGAGACAAUUGAAGUACUAGAGAAAUAAUUAUUUGACGAAAGUGCAGGAUAUCAUGAAUAUUAUGCAAUAGUUUAUAGAUUAGAAAGACUUAGAUUAUAUUGUCAUAAUAUUGAGUAAUUUAAUGUAUUAUUGAAGUUUAAUCGAUAGAAUUAUGAAAGGAGUACCUUUUGAUGAAGCUAUUAAAAAAACAGAAUAUGAUAACGACUUUUAUGAUACAAAUCGUUAUAUAUUAAAGAUUUAAUUUGAUUAAAUGAGAUCAGCAUAAUAAAUAUGA